Pteropus alecto (black flying fox) is the source of this 6787-nucleotide messenger RNA. It is a transcript of the gene BACH2, whose product is annotated as BTB domain and CNC homolog 2. Gene Ontology annotation, molecular function: DNA-binding transcription factor activity, RNA polymerase II-specific; protein binding; RNA polymerase II cis-regulatory region sequence-specific DNA binding. The coding region runs from base 591 to 3116 and encodes 841 amino acids. The record is from RefSeq and is a predicted model, not a curated record. NCBI's taxonomy places the organism in Eukaryota, Metazoa, Chordata, Mammalia, Chiroptera, Pteropodidae. The transcript has 7 exons. Gene Ontology annotation, biological process: regulation of transcription by RNA polymerase II.
AGCAGCAGCGAUCGUGCACGCCUCGGCUGCGAUCGCAGCGGCGCUAACGUGAGCGCCCGCUGCCGCCCUCGCCACCCGUCUGCCCACUCCCGCUGCCGCCGGGCUCUCGCUUUCUCUCCGGCCUCUCCUUGGCCCUUCCCCUCCCCCUUCCCGGCACACUCGGAGGGCUGAGAACGAGCUGCCAUGUGAUGCGCGUCCUCUCCUCGAGCUUUCGGUGACCCCCGAACCGCCCACCGCGCCGGCCGCCGGGAGGGGACUGCAGUUUGGAAGACGCGGGGAAGAGGAGGCGGAAAAGGACGCAAAGUUCUCUGACCAGUGCAGCUGUCUGCUUCGAGAAGUGAGGACUACAGGAACAAGGAGAAUCCUUAAGAACAGCUUCGCAUUGUGACAUGUCUGAUCCCUCACUUCAGUCCCUGCAGCAUGAACAAGGUGGACACUCACUAACCCGUCACAAGGUUGCCCCACAAAGCUUUGGGGUCCAUGUCUGAAUGGAUUGCUGUAGCCUUCUCAUCUCUCCCUUCGCCCGGUUCCCUGCAUCCUAAGACUCCAAGCCAGCACAGGACCUGGAAAAAUUACAUGGUGUGAACGGCAUGUCUGUGGAUGAGAAGCCUGACUCCCCCAUGUAUGUGUAUGAGUCCACAGUCCACUGCACCAACAUCCUCCUGGGCCUCAAUGACCAGCGGAAAAAGGAUAUUCUUUGUGACGUGACUCUGAUCGUGGAGAGGAAGGAGUUCCGGGCCCACCGGGCUGUGCUGGCUGCAUGCAGUGAAUACUUCUGGCAGGCGCUGGUCGGACAGACGAAAAAUGACUUGGUGGUCAGCUUGCCUGAGGAGGUCACGGCCAGGGGCUUUGGGCCGCUGUUGCAGUUUGCCUACACGGCUAAACUGCUACUCAGCAGAGAAAACAUCCGCGAGGUUAUCCGCUGUGCCGAGUUCCUGCGCAUGCACAACCUGGAGGACUCCUGCUUCAGCUUCCUGCAGACCCAGCUCCUGAACAGCGACGAUGGCCUGUUCGUGUGCCGGAAGGAUACGGCGUGCCCGCGUCCGCACGAGGACCGUGAGAACUCCGCGGGAGAGGAGGAGGACGAAGAGGAGGAGACCAUGGAUUCAGAGACGGCCAAGAUGGCUUGCCCCAGGGACCAGAUGCUUCCAGACCCCAAUAACUUUGAGACCACCGCCAUCCCAGUAGCAGAGAAGGAAGACGCUGUGCUGCCCGAGUCCGACGGGCCGACGGACACCAAGGAGAGCUCCGAAAAGGACGCGUUAAUGCAGUACCCCCGAUACAAGAAAUACCAGCUUGCAUGUACCAAGAAUGUCUAUAAUGCAUCAUCACACAGUACCUCAGGUUUUGCAAGCACUUUCAGUGAAGAUAACUCUGGCAACAGCCUCAAGCCGGGGCUUGCCAUGGGGCAGAUAAAAAGUGAGCCGCCCAGUGAAGAGAACGAGGAAGAGAGCAUCACGCUCUGCCUGUCCGGGGAUGAGCCGGACAUCAAGGACAGAGCCGGGGAUUUCGAGAUGGACCGCAAACAGCCCAGCCCCGCCCCCGCCCCCGCCCCAGCCGCCGGGGCCGCCUGCCUGGAGCGAUCCAGGAUCGUGUCCUCUCCCUCCUGCUUAAGGUCUCUAUUCAGCAUAACAAAAAGUGCGGAGCUGUCUGGCUUGCCCAGUACAUCUCAGCAGCACUUUGCCAGGAGUUCUGCGUGCUCUUUUGACAAGGGCAUCACUCAGGGUGACCUUAAAACUGACUAUGCCCCUUUCACGGGGAAUUAUGGACAGGCCCACAUGGGCCAGAAGGACACGUCCAACUUCACGAUGGGGUCGCCCCUCAAGGGGCCUGGGAUGGAGGCUCUCUGUAAACAGGAAGGAGAGCUGGACCGGAGAAGUGUGAUCUUCUCCUCCAGCGCUUGUGACCAAGUGAGCACUUCGGUGCACUCGUAUCCUGGGGUAAGCAGUUUGGACAAAGACCUCGCUGAGCCGGUGCCAAAGGGUCUGUGGGUGGGGGCAGGCCAGUCCCUCCCCAGCUCACAGGCCUACUCCCACGGUGGGCUGAUGGCUGACCACUUGCCAGGAAGGAUGCGGCCCAACACUAGCUGCCCGGUGCCAAUCAAGGUCUGCCCUCGCUCUCCCCCCUUGGAGACCAGGACCAGGACUUCCAGCUCAUGCUCCUCCUAUUCCUACGCAGAGGAUGGGAGCGGGGGCUCACCCUGCAGCCUCCCUCUCUGUGAGUUCUCCUCCUCGCCCUGUUCCCAGGGAGCCAGAUUCCUUGCCACAGAACAUCAGGAACCAGGCCUGAUGGGAGAUGGAAUGUACAACCAAGUCCGACCCCAAAUUAAAUGUGAGCAGUCUUACGGAACCAACUCCAGCGACGAAUCCGGAUCAUUCUCGGAAGCAGACAGUGAGUCGUGUCCUGUGCAGGACAGGGGCCAGGAGGUCAAACUUCCCUUUCCUGUAGAUCAAAUCACAGACCUUCCGAGGAACGAUUUCCAGAUGAUGAUUAAGAUGCACAAGCUAACCUCAGAACAGUUGGAGUAUAUCCACGACGUCCGACGGCGCAGCAAGAACCGCAUCGCAGCCCAGCGCUGCCGCAAAAGGAAGCUGGACUGUAUUCAGAAUUUAGAAUGUGAAAUCCGCAAACUGGUAUGUGAGAAAGAGAAGCUGUUGUCAGAGAGGAAUCAGCUGAAAGCGUGCAUGGGGGAACUGCUGGACAACUUCUCCUGCCUUUCCCAGGAAGUCUGUCGAGACAUCCAGAGCCCAGAGCAGAUCCAGGCCCUGCAUCGGUACUGCCCUGUCCUCAGACCCAUGGGUCUCCCCACAGCCUCCAGUAUUAACCCUGCGCCCUUAGGCGUCGAGCAGAACCUUGCCGCCCCGCAGUGUGCAGUGGGGGAAAAUGUGCCCUGCUGCUUGGAGCAGGGUGCAGCUCCACCCGGGCCCCCCUGGACCCCCAGCAACACCUCAGAGAAUUGUACUUCCGCUAGGAGGCUGGAAGGCACUGACCCAGGAAACUUCUCAGAUAGAGGGCCUCCUCUUGAACCCAGGAGCCAAACGGUGACGGUGGACUUCUGCCAGGAAAUGACUGAUAAGUGCACGACUGACGAACAGCCCAGGAAAGACUACACCUAGUGACUCGGCCUGCCUCCCAGUCCUCACACCUCUCCCACCCAGGUGUUCUUCGGUCGGCCCGUGGCGCAGUCCGUCUGUUGUCUGGAAGAACCGAGAAGGAAUUUGGUGCACACUACAGAGGUCUUAGCAGCAAUACUGUUUCUAAGUAUUCCCUCCGCUCUUCAAGCAGGAGUGAUCUAUAGUUACCUUCGCAAUGGUGCUACCCCUUGCCCUGGCAAGGAAAGACAGCAGUGGUGACACUGUUUGUCUGUGGGUUAAUUUCAAUCUUAACAGGGAUAGACUAUAACACCUCUAGGACCCAACCACGGAUUUUUUUCUCAGUGGCCCAUGUCACAAACCCUAUCUCAGGAAUUUCUUCUGAAUGUUCAAUUUUUUUCAUUGAAGACAGCUUCUAUACACAUCAAAGUUUUAUAGCUAGACUGUACAUACUAUAUAUAAUAUAUAUAUAUAAAAUAUAUAUAUCUCCAUAUGCAAAAGUCCUGCAUGCCUCGGUUUUCUCAUUCUAAAACUGGAAACUUCAUUUCUCAUUUACAAACAGGUUCCAACAUUCCUCUUCUUUUGUCUCUGAUGUUAGAGCUAGUUUGAGAACUGUUAACAUGGUCAUUUUUCUUGCUUCACAGUUCAACUUCAAUUCGUACUUAUUUAUGGACAAAAUUCAAUGUUGGAAGCUUUUUUUAAGGUUUUAUUUUGGAAGACCUUUUUUUGUUUGGUUUGGUUUUGGCACCGUCGGAUGGUGUCAUUUGCGUAUUGUGGGUUUGUUUGUUUGUUUCUUGCAGAUACUGUACAGAAAUGGUCAACUUUGCCACUUGCACUGAGUUUUGGGUCAAACCUAUUUUCUUAAAUGAAGUUGUAACUUCAGUGUAACUCAAGUAUACUGUAUAUUCUUUGCUUUUAGUUAAAAAGUAAAACAUUUUAGCUAAUUAAAAACCACUCAGGUGAUAAUUAUGUAGGACAAACAAUCUUGCCAAAUAACGAAUUCAUCCUAGGAUGACAAUAAUCUGCUUGAAUAUUUUUAUAUUUCACCUCCUCCCCACCUUUCCCUAAGCAAAGCUGAAAUGCAGAUAGAGAGUUCAGAGUUGAUGGUGAAUGUUCAGAUUCCUAAGUGGGGAGAGAGUUUGGGCAUCUCACUCGAAAGUGCAUCAAAACAGUAGGAAUCCAUGACUUUAUACCAGAACUCAGCAGGCAUUGGCUCCUAGAAAUCAAGUUAGAACUGCUUUCUCACCCAGGGGUAAGUCCGAUUCAUUUCCACACUUCAUCAGGCCUCACUUGCUCCUGGACGUGUAGUGCAGUUAAGACCUUCUCCUUCGAAGGAUUUGGCUGACCAGCCACCCCAACUUCCCUGCCCAGGACAGGCCUCUCAGGAGAUCUCACCUGAGGAGACCUGAACCCGAGCCCCGGGCUCCUGCCUGUAACUGGCGGUCCUGGGUUUAAUGCAACUCACCCAGUCGGAGAGAGCAGGGCAGAUGUGAGCCUGAGGUCUGUCCCUGACGCAGGCGAGAGCAUUUCUUUCUCCCUUCCUUCUCCAAAUUCUUUGAGUUGAAUUCUGAGGCUUUCUGCCAGCCAGUUUCUUGUCUGAACGCAGAUUUCAUUUUGAGGCUUUGGACAUGACAUGGCCAGGAGCCUUCCCUGCCCCCGCCCCCACCACACACACACACACGCACACCUACCCUCACCUGUUGAUAAUUUUCUUUUGCUGCAAAACUGAUUGGCUUGUAACCCACAGAGAGCAGCUUCCCUUGGCUCUGGGGGCCUGUUGACCCCUGGCCAUGUUUACAAGAAGGUGUGCGGAGAUCCCACAGCCAGCCUCAGAGGAGGAGGAAUCAGCUCCCUCACUCCCUCCAGCGGGCCCUCCAGCCUGGCUGUGGGAAGAGUCCCUAAGGGUUUGAUGUGGGGAUGGGGUGGUGGGCAGUGGGGACUAGAUGGUUGACUUUGUUUCUUUAUUUGUGCCAUUGUUUGGACAAUAUUAAAGCUGCAUGUAAAAGGGGGAAUUAGUACAUGAUGUAGGCGAAAAGUGAAAUCAUAGUAACAUAUGUUUUAGUAUUAUUAACUUUUUUCUGUACAAAUAUUAGCGCUAAAUGUUUAAAUAUGUAUGAAUGCCAGAAAUUUGUUGGUUCAUGCGGUAGGGUUAAAAAGAAAAAAAAAGGCUUUUCUUUUAAACUAGUUCCACUUUUAAAACCUGCCUCUGGGUUUUCAGUUUUUUCUCAUGUGUGUGUAUGUGUGUGUGCUUGUCUUGAGACAGAUUUUUUGAUAGAGCUCUGUGUUGGAGCUACCGUUCUUAUUACGGUUGGAACUUCUUGGCCUAGAAGACCAGUUCUGUGCUUCACCGUGAGGUUUGCCUUUGUGGAAAACUGGUGAUAGCUCGAAUUUAAGCUCAAUGUGACUCACGUGAUCCAUCACAGGUAUGUGUUAUGGUGGAGUCAGCCAACAGUAUUUUGUUUUUUAACUCUCUUGUUGCCUUUUUUAAGUGACCUCCUCUUCUUUAAAAAAAAAAAAAAAAAAAGGAAUGUUAUCAUAACCAGGCCCACAACAACUUGGCAUGAUUUACCCUGGUAACAACUCAUGUGCAACUGGCAGUCUUGGCCACAUUCCGUCCAUCCCCAUUUCUGGGCGGGGAGGGGGUCUCUUUCUCUCCACCCUAACUCAGCCCACAUCCUCCUCCUGCCAACCCCCACCUCACUUUUAUUCCCUUCCUCCUUUAUUAACCCAACCCCUGCCAUGGGAACCGGUUAAAAACACUGCUUGAAAAACUGUCUUUUGAUGUCUUAGAGAUUUUUAACAAGUUGUUGAAACUUUGUUCACUAUCCACCGUGAACAGCAACUGGCUUUGUACAGUGUGACAUGUCUGUGUCUGUUACCACUCUAAACCAUGUGUUUGUGAAAAUUAUUUCUGGGUUGAUUCAAAGGGAGGACUAGCAGGGGACCAGACUCCAAAUUGCCACGAGUGGAAUUUUAAAAACCAGCCUGUCUGGUUUUUAAAGGGAUCCCUGGGAUCCCUUAGUGAAGCCCUGUCUUUUAUGAAAAGGAAAAGCAAGUUAAUAGCAACGAAUAGUUUGCACAGCAUGGUGAAAUUUAGUUGUGAUAUUUGGGGGUCUUCCUUACAAAAAUAAAAGACCUUCCAGCCAUAGACUGUUUAGGAGGAUCCUAGCAAUGGCCAAGUUGGGUUUCUAAAUAUCUGGGGCAGACAUGGCUUGUCGGGGCAGGGACAGCGUUGGUGGCCCUACUUAACAUCCGCCUGAACCUAGUCCUCCCCUUGGACCUACUUUUGUUCUACUUGUGUCUCCAGACGACCUCACUUCAUUCAGGUUGUUCAGGCUUUGGGCAGGUGAGUGCUUUGGUGUAUGUGUUUGUUUCUCUGCGUUAUCUGGGGGUGCCUUGAAUAAUCGAACUUCAUUACUUACUGAUUCUGGAACAAAACAGUUGGGGAAAAGAAAAAGAGCUGGCAAAGUUACUAGGCUGUCCUGCUACUUCCCUUCCUGGUUCCCUAACAAUGACUCAGGCGUCAGAGGUGAUGCUGCAGUAGAAAAUGUUAUUUUGUUUAUUGUACAAGUAAUUUAUUAAGUGUCUUUCUAAAGGUAUGCUGCUUUUAAGAUGACUAUGAUUUUGGAUUUAAUCCUUGUAUUGCUUUCCUAAGGAAGUAAAAAAAAAAAAAAAGAAAACAGGCUAGUGAUUAG